Xyrauchen texanus (razorback sucker) is the source of this 2923-nucleotide messenger RNA. Its product is annotated as sex comb on midleg-like protein 2. The transcript has 9 exons. The record is from RefSeq and is a predicted model, not a curated record. Gene Ontology annotation, molecular function: protein binding. Lineage: Eukaryota; Metazoa; Chordata; Actinopteri; Cypriniformes; Catostomidae. The coding region runs from base 273 to 1658 and encodes 461 amino acids.
CCUCGCCUCCAUGUUAAUCAGAUGUUGCCCGAGCAGGGCUCCACCGGCACGGGCUUUGUCAUGCGCUUCUGCCGCUGCGGCUGCUGCUGAGACCGUGUGGAAAAGUGCGCGCUAGCUCCGGCUGCUCUUCUCGUAUUUCAAAUAAACUGUAUCGACUAAGCGAAACAGAUAUACCGGAUUCGUUGGUGCACAACGCGGAUAUAGUUGACAUAUAAAUUGGCAUUUAGACUUUUAUUCCGGCAUUGGGCCAGUCCAGUUGGUCCAGGCGCUCCAUGCAGUCCCCGUACCACCUGCCGCACCCCCUGCCUCCUCUACCCGUGCGCAAGGGGGUGCGAGGGAGGAGACCCAAGAGCCAGACCAUCGCCAUGCUAAAGGCAGCAGCCGAAGCUGCAGCAGUUGCAGCCGCCACGUCACAGAACGGCCAAAUGCAGUCCAACACAGCCAAGAAUCCCAUGACUUCACCGCUCACAUCAAAACCCUAUAAAAAGAGAGGCCCUAAACCCGGCAGCAAGAGGAAACCGAAGGUUACUCAUUCACUAUCAAGCCCCACUUUGUCCUCUUCAGUGUCAGAUGGGAGACUGUCUAGUCUGCAGACAACAAGAGACUCGGGUGUCGUCUCCACCGUUUGCGUGUACGUGAAUAAACAUGGAGACUCGGGACCGCACAUGGACCGCAAGCUGUUGUUGCAGCUGCCGGAUCAUUUCGGACCGGGCCCAGUGAACACGGUUCUGCAGCAUGCGGUCCAAGCCUGCGUUGACUGUGCAUUCAAACCCAAAGCCCUGUUCAGCUUCCUGCAGUCUCAGUCUGAUGGCGGGGAGAUCAUCAGAGUUCGCUCUGAUGGAGGGAUACACUACGUCAAGCUCCCCACGGCCUCCAGUGCAUCAUUUGUUUUGCGGUUUCUAGAAACUCUGUGUCACCACCUGCAGUGUGACAACUUGUUCAGCAGCCAGCCCUUCAGUCCACUUACUAACACACACAAUUCCUACGACAGGAGCAAGUCAGUGAAAGAGGAGACAUCAGAAGCUUUGUCCGUAGCGCGGGGUACGAGACGAUUCAACAGAGAUUCGGCUUCUUACACUGCUGCUCUAUCACCUAAACUACACAGAACAGAUGCUCUACCCUCAGAUGACACUGUGGCACAUGCUGAAAAUGGUGCCACUACAGACCAGCAGUUCUCAGAGGAGUCGAUGGACACAGCUUCUAAUUCAGUCGCCCCACGACCCUCUGCGCUACGGAGCACUUCUGAAUAUCACAACCCGGCCGGGAGCAGCCCGCACUACCCCUCUCACCCUCCACUCCUCCACAGAUUCACCUCCAACCCCUCUGAUCUGGGCCCCGCACGCGCACACAGACGAGUGGAAGGUAGGCUAUCUGCCAGCUCAACCACUGGUCCAGAUCAUCAGGCCGUGGAGAGGGAUCUUUCCAGAUCAUCCAACAAGAGUCCGUCGUCUUGGAGUAUAGAGGAAGUGAUGCAGUUUGUGCAUGAAGCCGAUCCUCAGGCGCUGGGCCCACAUGCAGAGCUCUUCAGGAAACAUGAGAUUGACGGCAAAGCCUUGAUGCUUUUACGGAGUGACAUGAUUAUGAAGUACAUGGGGCUGAAACUAGGCCCUGCUCUCAAGCUCUGCCAUCACAUCGAGAGACUCAAACAAGUGAAAUAGUAGUUGGUUGAGCAAAUGCAUACAGUCUCCACCAGGGGCAACAGAGCAAAACGGAGGUUCACUCCAGUUCAGAGUUGAUACCAGAAACUUCACUGGAGACGUGGGUUGAGGGUCCAACAUGCUGACCCAUUUCACAUGAAGUCCCCUACUCCAGUGGGUAAAUACAGUGGGGAAAAAACAACUGACCUGUUCAAUAUUUUGUAGCAUAAACAAAUGCAACCAUUCACAUCAGAUCUGACGGUCUAAUUCUGCUUGGACAUUGUGUACAAGCUUUAGCGAUGAUCACUGGCUCUAUUCAAAUAAAAAAGUAAAACUGCAGCUACAGACUUCAGUACCCCAAUGAAGUUCUGGUUUACAGACUAUGGUGGAAAGCUGAAUCCAAAGGAUUACACAGUGUUGUUUAUGUAUUGUGUUCUGGUACUGUCUACAUGCACAGACAAAGUCACAAAUGUUCACUUUCCACUGUGGUUUAUUCUGUUUACAUCUGUUAAAGAUGUAUUUGAAUUUAAGUUUUUUGGAAAUGAACUACUAAGUGUUUUGGUGCCGUUUAAUCAAAUUCUAUUGUUUAGCGUUUGUAGCAGUUGAUUCAUUGGGGUUGUUUCAAUUGAUGACUUGAAAUUCACAAUCAUAUCAUUUCAAAAGGUACUGCUGUUCCUAAAAAUGUUCUUUUUAAGUGCUAUAAACCACCAGCGGUUUUGUUAUGGUCUAUAAAAUGCACCUAUUUUAAAAGCACAAACCUUUGUUUCUGACUCACUGUUAUUUUGAACAUGUCAUUACGAUUGUUUAUUGCUCAAAUUGAUAAUUACUCAGGACAGUCGUGUAAGUCAUUUUCAUUUAUACAUAUUUUGUUAAACUAGCAAUGAUGUCUUUUCCUUAGAAAAAAAGAGGGAAAUAUAAGAGACUACAUUCAAUGCCCUUACCAGCUCUUUUUUGGUGACCCCCAAAAACAUGCAGCAGUCCCACAUAUGUUAUGUAGUUAUUUUUAUUUGUGUAUCAUAUAAAAGUGCAACUUUCGGUUCAGUAUUCUAAAAUUCAGUGCAUUUGAUUAUAUAUAUUUUUAAUUUAAUAAGUAGAAAUUGCCUCUUUUUGAGCGCAUUUAGUCUAUUUAAUUGAUAUUAAGAUUCACUGAUUUAGUUACUCUGGAGGACGGAGCCUUUUUUAUGAUAUACAUUUGUAUACAUCGGUUGUUAGCUCCUUUUAGACACACUGUAUUUACUUUGCUCUUAAACUCAGGUUGACAUAUUUUGUAUUAUUUGAACUCUUUU